UUACAGGGGGGACGGACAAAUCUCAAGGGAACUGAAUCUGUCCACAGCAGUCGCAUAAUUCUACCUCGGUGAGUUUUAAAUCGGGGCUAGCUGAUGACGUACUUUGGACAACCGCAAAUCAAGGUAAAGUUUGCCGCCAUGGCUUCGGACUCCAUUCCAUACAUUGGAUCACAACAGAUUGAAGACGUCCUGACGUACAAGGACUUAAUCCCAGCUUUGGAGAUGGCCCUGGCUGAUUUCUCCAGUGGCCCAGACGGGGGAGUGGUGCAGCCACUUCGCUCAUCCGUACCUGUGAAGAAUCGUGAUGGAGUGUUUCUGUCCAUGCCUGGCUACAGCAGAAAUCAGAACGGUCUGGCCUGCAAGGUAGUCACAAUAUUCCCCAGGAAUGAAAACACACCCCAUCCAGUCAUCCAGGCGACCAUUAUAUUGUCUGAUGCCAACAAUGGCUCAAUGAAAGCUGUUAUAGAGGGGAACACAGUAACAGCUCUGCGGACGGCUGCAGCAUCAGCUGUUGCUACAAAGUAUUUGGCUCCAGACGGAACUAAGAUCUUAGCCAUCCUAGGAGCUGGGGUCCAAGCGAAAGCUCAUUUGGAUGCCCUGAGGUAUGUCCACCGGUAUUCAGAGGUCCGUGUGUGGAAUCGAACACAUGCCAGGGCGGAAGCCUUUGCUGCCAAGUAUGGCUGCAAGGCCUGCAAGACUGCCCAAGAAGCGGUGAAGGAUGCGGAUGUCAUUGCUACGGUAACGGGAACUUCCACACCCAUCCUCCAGAGUGAAUGGGUCAAAGAUGGCGCCCAUAUCAAUUGUGUUGGUGCUCCUAUGCCAGAUCAGCAAGAGCUUGACCCAGUACUUGUUCGUAGAUCAGUCAUCUAUGCAGACAGUAGGGAAAGUGCAGUGAAUGAGUCCGGAGAUGUUAUAAUAGCUAAGGCUGAAGUAUUUGGUGAGAUCGGUGAAGUGAUCGCGGGGAAACUCAAAGCAAGAAAGAAUGAAACCACAAUCUUCAAAUCUUUGGGGAUGGCAAUCGAAGACGUGGUCGCCGCGAAACUGGUGUUUGACAAGGUGCACGGCACAUCCACAAGUUUGCUGUAGUGGUUGUUGAAAGUGGAAGUUUGCUGAAAGUAUGGUAAGGAGGACAUACAGUGAAGAGGUGCUAAUUUCUACAACUUUCAUGUUUUUCUUUAACUGAAUCAACUGAAAUGCCACAAUUGGUGAAGGAUCUGGUUAAUUUCUUGACAGAAAAGUUCUUAGAUUUGAAAGGGCCUACAGGUCUGGAAUUUCAACCUUGAGAGGGCAAGGCCAUUUUCAUUUGACAAAGGGCACUUCCAUUCGAUAAACCUUAAGUCUAUGGGAAAUUUUUGAAUGGCCCCCAAGGCCAAGACCAGGGCAACGGAGGAUGGAGUAUGACCUCCAACGAAGGUAAUGUCCUCCGCGGCCUCUGUGUAGUAUUCCGGGCCUGGGCUUGCCAGUUUGAUAAAAACUUUUAAAAAAUUUACACAAAUUAUUUUGCGGUAUUUUUGAAUGAGAUUAUAAAAUAAUAACUUAACAAUUUGAUACAAUAUAUAAUAUUUGCAAAUAGGAAGGUGUUUUAAAAAUGUAUUUGGUACAUAGAAUAGUGUAUUCAAUUGUUUGAAAUAAAAUACUUCUAGGCAAUUUUGUUAACUAAUAGCAGUCUAACUGAGGGUUACCUGUUGGACUCAUUAAUGCUACACACACCUGUGAGAAAUUCUGUCAAUAAUUUUUGUUCAUUUUGUCCAUGUUUUCAUCUUUAAUGAGGGUAAACUCCUUAUGAAAAUGUUUGUGAAUCAUUUGAACAUGAACAUGAGCAACCUCUUUCCAAGCCUAAGUAAUUGAUAAAUUAAACACAACUUUGUGUAUGUUGGAAUGGUGAUUGUACAUGAUAGUACAGUUCUUGGUUUACUAACUAGAUCUUUAACAUGCUGCCACCAUCUUGGUCUUGCUCCCUGUAUCAAACAAUAGUAAUGUAUACUUAUAGUCAUUAUACAAAAAAGAACCAGAUGGGCGCACCAUGAUAAAGGUCUAUAUAAUGGUUCAGCCUUUUACAUUAUUAGUAACCAAUCAACAAUGAGGGCGCUAUCAGAUACCAGAACACUUGCUUUUUUUUAAGCAUAGAGAUGAAUCUUUGUAUUGUUCAAGACAAACUAUAUGUUAUAGAUUUUAAAAUUGAUGAGGGGACACAGGUUUUGUUGUCUUUUAAUAAAUUGAUUGGUUUGUUUUCUAAAAAGAGCAUCUUAUAUUUUGACAUGGUGUGAAGACAUAAUUAAUGUAAUAAAUCAAAUUCAUGUAUCGCAAGUUUAACAAUCAUCUUCCUUUUCCUUAGUAAAUAAUGCCAUUGUUAAAAACAAAUGUACAACUAUGAAAUAAAUUUUAAGAAACGUAUCAAAUA
This is a messenger RNA of Asterias rubens (European starfish), 2401 nucleotides long. RefSeq names its product ketimine reductase mu-crystallin-like. Bases 94 to 1086 code for a protein of 330 amino acids. The transcript is spliced from 9 exons. Gene Ontology annotation, cellular component: cytoplasm. Gene Ontology annotation, molecular function: hormone binding. NCBI's taxonomy places the organism in Eukaryota, Metazoa, Echinodermata, Asteroidea, Forcipulatida, Asteriidae. The record is from RefSeq and is a predicted model, not a curated record.